This is a messenger RNA of Aspergillus oryzae RIB40, 15600 nucleotides long. It is a transcript of the gene nrps1, whose product is annotated as nonribosomal peptide synthase Pes1. The transcript has 7 exons. Bases 1 to 15600 code for a protein of 5199 amino acids. NCBI's taxonomy places the organism in Eukaryota, Fungi, Ascomycota, Eurotiomycetes, Eurotiales, Aspergillaceae. Gene Ontology annotation, molecular function: catalytic activity. The record is from RefSeq and is a predicted model, not a curated record.
AUGGCCCACUCUACCCAAUGCUUUUUGCCAAAAUUCAGUCCCCUAUCUGAAGGCCCUAAGGGGCCUAUGUCGAUGAGGAUGAGGAUGAGCAGUCCAGAAACCACUCAGUUGAUUUCGGCGUGGCAUGAAGGACAACUGGAUGCUCUAUUACAAACCACGUGGGCCUUGGUCCUUUACCGCUAUACCGGUUCUGGAGAUAUUUGCUUCGGUUUCCAACAACCGACGGCUGGUGAUUUUGCGACCCAUUCCUCAGAUAGUGCGUCUAUCUGUACAUGCAGACUCUCAGUCAGCGAAGAUGACUCUAUCCGAGGAUUGCUUGAAAAAGCGAAGGGUCAGAGUGACCUCGUCAAUUCCGCUGAGAAAUGCGGAACCCCGAGCGUGGUAAACAAAAGCUUUCGGCUGUAUAACACUAUGUUGAUGAUCCAAAAUUGUCGUGAGACGAUAAGAACCUCGACGGAUAUCCCAGUACAACCAUGUCGCAUUCGCCUUCACGUGAAGGUCUUACGUGAAGAUAUCGACAUCUUCAUGGAGUGGUGGAAUAACGACAUGUCAACCGAGCAUAUCAUAAGCAUGUCCAACUAUUUCCAGCAAACUUUAACCAGGGUUCUUGUGGCAGAUGACAUGAUCGUGAGCAAACUACGCGGCAUAGUAGGAAGCGAUUGGGAUCGCAUCUACAAGUUUAAUGCAGUGACUCCGGAGACCCACGACCGCUGUAUUCAUGAAAUCAUUCAUGAGCAGGCACUUCUUCAGCCUGAGAGCGAAGCUGUGUGUGCUUGGGAUGGAAGCUUGUCGUACAGGGAAUUGGAUCUGUUAGCUUCUCAACUUGCGUAUUAUCUCCAAGUGCAAGGUGUUGGCCCUGAAGUCCGCGUAGCGCUAUGUUUUGAUAAAUCUUGCCUGCAGAAAUGGAAUAUUGUGGCAAUGCUUGCUGUCUUGAAGGCUGGUGGUGCCUUCGUACCCUUGGAUCCAACACACCCGGCGGCUCGUUUGCAGUCUCUUGUUCGAUCUGUACAGGCGAGGAUCAUGCUGUGCUCUAGAAACCAUGCUGAGGACUUAAGGGUGGUUGUAGAGCACCUGAUACCACUGGACAAUGACACUUGGGAAGAACGUUCGAUUCCCCGCGGAGACGUAAGCCUAUUGACGGAAGUAAAGGGUUAUAACGCAGCAUACGUGAUAUUCACUUCCGGAUCAACAGGGGAGCCAAAGGGUACUUUGAUGGAGCAUAAAGCAUAUGUAUCCAGUGCAAUGGCUCAUGCACCACGGCUCCGUGUGUUUUCCAACUCUCGUUUACUACAAUUCGCAGCACAUACAUUCGAUGCGAGCUUGGUUGAAAUCUUAACAGUGCUGUUGGUUGGGGCUUGCACUUGUGUGCCAAGCGAAGAAGCACGCUUAAACAACAUUACUAAAGUAAUCAACGACAUGAGAGUGAACCAUGCUACUUUGACGCCAUCAUUCGUUGACUUCAUCAGUAUCUCAGAUGUUCCUCGACUUGAGACUCUUGUGCUCGCCGGUGAGGCAAUGUCUCAAUCACACCUGGAAACAUGGUCCAAAAUCAACCUUGUGAAUGGGUUUGGGCCCACGGAGACUGCCGUUACAGCUGCCGUUAAUUCAAACGUCACUAGAUCCUCUGAUAGCAGGGAUAUUGGUCUUCCUACGGGAAUCCGUUGCUGGAUUGUAGAUCCAGAUGAUCACAAUCAGCUUGUUCCUGUUGGUUGUGUUGGGGAAAUGCUAGCCGAGGGACCUUCUCUAGCUCGAGGAUACGUUAACAAUCAGCAGAAGACUGCUGAGGUUUUCAUUUAUGACCCCUCCUGGGCGAAAGGCCAGGGUGGAGAUCCCGGCCGGAGGUUUUAUAAGACCGGCGAUUUGGUAAGGUACAAUUCCGAAGCUGGUUCGCUGACGUAUAUAGGAAGAAAGGACACACAAGUAAAGUUUCACGGACAAAGAAUUGAGUUGGGCGAAAUCGAAGACAACCUGAAUACCGAUUCAAAUAUAAAGCACAGCCUUGUGUUCCUCCCGAAGUCUGGGUUCUCUGAAGGCAGAAUAGUAGCGGUAUUAUCUUUGCCUAUUUUCGACGACAUUUCAGACCCGGAGCCGGCACCCCUGAGACUUCUUGACGAUUCAAAGAAGAAUUCAAUCAUAUCUCAGAUACGUGAUCGAUUGUCGGCACGCUUACCAGCGUAUAUGAUCCCCACUGUGUGGUUAUGUGUCGAGGCUUUGCCAAUGCUUGUAUCCGGUAAACUAGACAGAAAGGCAACUGCGAAUUGGGUUGGCAGCCUGGAAAAUGACCCAAAUAUCCAACUCGCCAAGCUUGACCCCAUGCCUGACGAUAGUAGCACUCGGUCUGGAAACGCGACAGAGGAGCAACUGGCUUCCAUCUGGAGCCGCGUCCUCAAUGUCCCUAGAAACCACAUCAGUCUCAACGAAAGCUUUCUGAGUCUGGGAGGUGACUCUAUUGCCGGAUUAACAUGUGUCGGCUUCUGCGCAAAGCAGGGAAUUGGUAUCACAGUUCAAGAUAUACUUCGGAGCAAGUCAAUUAGGGACUUGGCAACCCGUGCAAAAGAUAUUCAACAGCCAGCAUCCUAUGAGGAAACCAUCGAGAAACCAUUUAGCCUCUCGCCAAUUCAAAAGCUUCAUUUCAUGGUGCGCCAAGAGGGCCAGGGGCAUUUCAACCAGAGCGUGCUGACGCGCCUAAAUCAACAAGUCGACGAGCAUGACCUGCGCCGCUGCAUUGAAAUACUCAUUAGCCGCCAUUCUAUGCUCAGAUCACGAUUGACUGACUUGGGUCCUGAAGGAUUACAGCAGCGUAUUACAGAAGACAUUGCUGGUUCUUACCGUUGGCGCUUGCAUGAUGUGAAUUGUCAAGGUCAGAUUGAGCAUGCCAUUGCCGAUAGCCAGUCAAGCAUUAAUGCCUUCACUGGACCCGUUAUAGCAGUUGAUAUGUUUAUUGGAAAUGGAGAGGAAUUUGUUUUAUCUCUUGUUGCUCACCAUCUGGUUGUCGAUAUUGUUUCGUGGCGGAUUAUCCUGGAAGAUCUGGAAGAGUUAUUGUUGAACCCGGAUGAGGCUACAUCGCAAACUGGCUCUCUUCCUUUCCAGACUUGGUGUCAACUGCAAGCAAACAAAUGCCAAGAACCGAACAUAGCCUUGGAUAACCUUCCUCCGCCAGACCUCGCCUAUUGGGGGAUGGAGGAAUGUCCUAUGACUUACGGUGAUGUGGACUGCGAAACCUUUCAGGUCGAUGCAGAGAGCACGCAUACUCUCCUGAUGGACUGUCACCAAUGUCUUCAGACCGAACCUAUUGAUGUGUUUCUCGCCUCCCUUCUGCAUUCUUUCCAGAAGACAUUUAGUGACCGACCUCUACCAGUGAUCUACAACGAAGGCCACGGUAGGGAGGUUUGGGACUCUGGAAUUGACAUUUCGCGUACUGUUGGGUGGUUUACCAUUCUGCACCCAAUAACCUUACAACACAUUGCGGAAGAUGAUCCUGUAAAAACACUCAUAGGUGUCAAGGAUCUCCGUCGACGUGUUACGGAUAAUGGCAGACAAGAUUUUGCACGGCGCCUGGUUGGCGAUGCCAAAGAUCGUGGUCAUCCUAGCCCCAUGGAAAUCUCAUUCAACUAUGUUGGCCAGCACCGAGACCUGCAGAGACAGGAUGGCCUCUUCCAGCUUAUGAAUCAGAUGGCUGGGGAGACCGGUCGCGGUGGAGGAGCAGCAGAUUUUGGCGAGAAAACCCCGCGAUUUGCCCUUUUUGAGAUCUCUGCGAUGGCUGUUCAAGGACAGCUACGUUUUACGUUUUCUUUCAACAGAUAUAUGAAGCAUCAGCAAUCUAUCCGAGAUUGGAUCUCAAACUUUCAUAAUCUGCUCAAACAUCUCGGUCCGAAAUUGCAGUCUCAUGCGCCAAAACCAACUUUGAGCGAUUUCCCAAUGCUUUCCUUAACGUAUGAAGAGCUCGAAACGAUGUUCUCAAGCAGACUGCCGAGCGCUGGAAUAGAAUCUCCUGAGCAAGUAGAGGAUAUCUAUCCCUGCUCGCGCAUGCAGCAAGGUAUAUUAUUGAGCCGUUCCCGAGACGAAGGGUUCUACUCUGUCCAUGACACAUUCGAAGUGAAAGGCUCGAGGGGUGAACCUGAUCUCAAUCGACUGGUGUUUGCUUGGCAACAAGUUGUCAUGCAUCACCCAAUGCUACGGACCAUAUUUGUGGACAAACUCACAAGCCGGGAGCUUUUCUGCCAGGUGGUCCUAAAAACGAUCGACUCCCAGCCGAGCAUCAUCAGAUGUAUCGAUGAGAAUGGGGUGCUCGCCGCGUUUGAUGAGCAGGGACCAAUGACCUAUGUUGGAUAUCGGCCACCUCACCGAUUUACUAUAUGUCAGACUACUACUGGAAAAUUGUUUUGCAGACUGGAAAUCAACCAUGUUUCGAUGGAUGGUUCUUCGAUUUCGAUUAUAGCCCGAGACUUGCAGCUCGCAUACGCUGGGAAACUAGAAACACACCGCAGACCGAUGUUCAAGAACUUUCUGCAUUAUCUGCGUGAGCAAGAUGACAGUACGGAGUACUGGUGCUCGUAUUUGUCAGACUAUAUGCCUUGUCAUUUCCCUGUGCUUAACGAUGGCGUCUGCUCUGAAAAUCAACUCCGAAGUAUUCGUCUGAACGUCAACUUCUACAACGAACUCCUAGACGCGUGCGAGAGGGCUGGAGUAACUUUGUCAACUGCGAUUAGCACAGCCUGGGGUCUUACGCUCGGUCAAUUCUGUGGCUCCGAUGAUGUUUGCUUCAGCUACCUGGCCUCUUUGAGAGAUAUGCCUGUCGAGGAUAUUGAUUCUAUCGUUGGGCCGGUUAUAACGCUUUUGGCAUGCCGUAUGAAGAUACCUGGAGAUGGCUUGCUUACGGACAUCCUACACCAAGUCCAAAAUGACUAUAUGGAGCAACUAUCCCACAGAAACACGUCGCUCAUUGAUAUACAACACGCCUUGAAACUCUCAGAUACGACGUUGUUCAACACUGGCGUCUCAUACAGAAAGCUUCCCCCGCACAACGCAAACGCCGAGGAGGUGCAGCUUGUGGAGGUGGGAUCAAUCUACGAUCCUGCAGAGUUCCCCGUUUAUGUCAACGUCGAGGUUGCUGACGAUGAUGCGCACAUCGACCUGAACUAUUGGACGACGGCUUUGUCAGUUGGCCAAGCAGAAAAUGUUGCUAGCAUUUUUCUCAAGGCUCUGGAGAAUAUUGCCCAUUACAAAGAUACUAAGCUUAGCACGAUAGGUGAUAUCGACUUUCUCAGCGAGCAGUUUUGCACAAAGCUAUGCGAAUGGAAUGCGAAGUUGCCAGCUAGACCUGAAAGGUGCGCACAUGAAAUCAUUCGGCAACAGGCCUUAUCUCUUCCUCUAUCAGCCCCUGCAAUUUGCUCCUGGGACGCGAACCUCACGUACUCGGAUGUCGAGCACCUUUCAACUCGACUGGCUCAGUAUCUCAUAGGACUUGGAGUAAAACCCGAAGUAUUUGUCACCUUGUUUUUCGAGAAGUCAGCUUGGUAUGUCAUUGCACAAGUUGCUGUGUUAAAGGCUGGAGGAGCAUUUGUCUCCUUGGAUCCAAGUCAUCCAGAGUCUCGACUACAGGGUCUAAUAGAAGAUGUUGGAGCUCAUGUCAUGUUGUGCUCAGUUAAGCAUACUGAGAAAGCUUCCCGGCUUUGCAACACUGUGUUUGCGGUCUGCGAAGCAACAAUCGAUGGGCUUACAGUUCCAGCGACCAUUAUGCCUGCUUCUAUCCCAAGCAUACACAAUGCAGCCUAUGCUAUUUUCACAUCCGGUACAACAGGAAAGCCAAAAGUGUCAGUCAUUGAACAUAUAUCGCUUGGCAUAGCUGCAUCAACAUUCACCGAGAUUUUCAGAAUGGGCCCCAGGGCUCGUGUUCUUCAAUUCUCGAAUUACAUAUUCGAUGUCAACAUCUCCGAAACCGUUAUUACCCUUAUGACUGGUGGUUGUAUUUGUGUUCCUAGCGAAGAAGAACGGUUGAAUGACUUGUCUGGGGCAAUUAAUAGGAUGGGCGUCAAUAUGUGCACAAUGACACCAUCAUCAAUAAGUACACUGAAACCAGAAGCCGUUCCCUCAUUAAGAACAAUCAUAACGGGAGGAGAAAAAAUGACAAAGAGUCAUGUUGACCGUUGGGCAGACAGGUGUGUUAUAAAUGCGUACGGGCCUUCGGAAGCCACUGUGGCUUCGACGGCAAGCGUAAAAGCUGAUGGAGGAAGACGCCUCACUGAGGAUUACAAUUCCAUCGGCACUGCAUUCGCUGGAAGGGCUUGGAUCGUUGAUCCUAAGAAUUACCACCGUCUCCUCCCUAUAGGAGCAAUUGGCGAACUGGUCUUGGAAGGCUGCAAUGUUGGACGUGGCUACCUCAACAAUGCUGAAAAGACUGAGGAGGUCUUUAUCACUGACGCUCGGUGGACUGAACAUAGCGGACUAAAGGAAAUCUUCAAGAACAAGGAGCGCAUGUACCGUACUGGAGAUCUUGUUCGGUACAAUGCUGACGGCAGCCUUUGUUUUAUCUCGCGAAAGGACACCCAGAUCAAACUCAACGGCCAGCGGGUAGAAUUGGAAGAAGUUGAGCAACAAUGUGUCGGUCAUUUGCCAGCGAAUACACAGGUUGCGGUUGAGGUGGUUACGCCAGAAGCGAAAACUGUGGCGAAAUGCCUUGCUGUCUUUUUCACUACCGAUGAUCAUGACAAGAAUGAGUCAGACUUACUGUUUCCUAUGAAUGAAACUACAGUGAGCAUUGUGAAGAAGCUGCAUAGCUCCCUGAAGGAGUCCUUGCCCACUGUGAUGAUACCGAAGCUCUUCUUCCCGGUACGUCGCCUACCGAUUGCAACAACCGGAAAGCUUGACCGCAAAGGGCUUCGUACCAUGGUUGAGCCUCUGCCAAAAGAGAAACUGAUGCAAUAUACUACCUUCAAUAGCAGCUCCAGACAAAUAGCUGAAGAUGGAGCUGAAGGGAAACUUAGGGCUUUGUGGGAGGAAGCUUUGGGACUAGCACCGGGAUCCGUUGGCGCUGGUGACAGCUUCUUCGGGAUUGGUGGUGAUUCUCUCUCGGCUAUGAAGCUUGUCAGCUCUGCGGACUCUCAGGGCAUUGCACUGACAGUAGCCGACAUAUAUGCAAACCCUAUCUUGGCAGACAUGGCAAAGAUAUGCAAGUCUUCGGAAGCGGCAGCUGACACGGCGACGAUCGAACCGUUUUGUCUUCUUCCUUCUUCGAUGCGCAAAGAAGCCUUACGAGAAGUUGCUGACCAGUGUCAUGUAUCUGAAGGAUCAAUAUCUGACAUCUACCCUUGCAGUCCGGUGCAAGAAGGUCUUAUUACGCUCUCAACUAAGCAACAAGGAGCCUACAUCGCUCGACCAAUCUUCAAGCUUACGGACGAAGUCAACUUAGAGAGAUUCAGAGGGGCGUGGCAGCGCACCGUUGAUGAACUCGAUAUUCUGCGAACUCGUAUUGUACAUACGGACUCUAUGGGUUUCCUUCAAGCUGUGCUCGACAAGGAACACAUUUCUUGGACUACUGCAACAACAAUGGAGGAGAUCAUGGAUGACACGCCAGAGCUGCCAAAUCAUAGUGGAGGAUUGCUGACUGCCUAUGCAAUUGUCCAGCCUGGAGACUCCUCUUCGCGCUAUUUUAUUUGGACCAUACAUCACGCAUUGUAUGACGGGUGGAGUGUACCAUUGGUUCUCAAGAGGGUGGAAGAGCUGUAUAAGGACCCUUCCGCUACCGGCUCUACGCUUCCAUACAAGCUUUUCAUUAGCCACCUCCAGGACAAGGAUUUGUCUGAGUCGGACAACUUCUGGAGAUCACAACUCGCGGAUAUCUCAUGUUCGCCCUUCCCCCAUAGUAAGGCUUCAACGCUGGAUGCUGUACGUGUUGGAAAUCGGCAUCACAGCAGUGUAGAGAUCGGCCAGACUCCAGCGAGCAAAGAUUUGACCCUACCCGAGCUGAUUCGCGCUGCAUGGGCCAUUGUUAUCUCUGUCCAUACUGGUUCCAAUGAUGUCUGCUUUGGUGAAACGCUCAUGGGAAGAAAUAUCAGUCUCCGUGGAAUUACUGAAGUCGCCGGGCCAGUCCUCACAACAGUCCCUACACGCGUACAGGUUGACAACGAGCUCCUGGUCACUCAAUUCUUGCAAAAUAUACGCACGCUGACCACAGCGAUGAUACCACACCAGCACUCUGGACUCCAACGGAUACGGAAGCUCAACGAUAACACAUCCUUCGCUUGUGACUUCCAGAAUCUCUUAGUAAUACAAACAGAAGAGGAAGUCAUGAAUGGAGACCUGUGGGUUCCAGAAAAUAACCAAACCAGUGAUGAAUUCUUUACUCACCCACUUACUGUUGAAUGUAAGAUUAGCGGUUCGAAGCUGGUAUUGACUGUCCAUCAUGACGAAAUUGUUCUCGACAGCUGGCAAACUGAAAGGCUCACGAGCCAGUUCACACAUGUGAUACAGCAGUUACUCACUGUCUCUGAGAAGGACAUCAGAAAGGUGGGUGACCUUGAUGUAGCCAGCCCUCAGGACAAGCAAGAAAUCCUUUCGUGGAACCAACGACAGCCAGCUCGCGUUGAUAGAUGUGUUCACGAUAUCAUCCGGGAAAAAGGCGCUGCACAGCCUGAGGCCGCGGCUAUUUGUGCCUGGGACGGUCAGCUUUCUUACAGGGAAAUGUAUGGCUAUGCAUCUUCAUUCGCUGCCUAUCUUAAUACCCGUGGGGUUGGGCCUGAAGCAUUGGUGCCGAUUUGCUUGGAUAAGUCUGUAUGGGCGAUAGUUACUAUACUUGGUAUUCUUAUCGCAGGUGGAGCGUUUGUGCCUCUGGAUCCUGCCCACCCAACAUCGAGACACAAAGAGAUUCUGGAAGAGAUAGAAGCUCGUGUCAUUCUUUGCUCCCCUCAAUAUCGCAAUCGCUAUGCAGGCUCCGUUAAGACCGUUGUCCCUGUCAGUCAGGAGACCAUACGAGCUUAUAGUGCUCUUACAAGGAAGACCCCGAGCCCUAACCGUGCUACACCAUCAAACAUGGCUUAUGCGAUUUUCACCUCAGGAAGCACAGGCCGCCCCAAAGGAAUUAUCAUCGAUCAUCGCGCACUUGCAAGCAGCGUUACAGCUUUCUCGCCAAUUGUGCACCUGAACGAAAAUUCUCGGGCCUUCCAGUUUGCUUCUCUUACAUUCGAUGCCGCAGUCAUGGAAGUACUUGCCACACUGAUGCAUGGAGGUUGUAUAUGCAUUCCAAGUGAAGAAGAGCGCUUAAAUGACGUUGUCGGAGCCAUUCGGCGAAUGGAUGUCUCGUGGGCUUUCUUAACCCCAUCUAUCGCAAGCAUUAUCGAGCCAUCGUCAGUUCCUUCUCUGAAAGUGCUUGCAUGCGGUGGGGAGAAACUCUCACGGGAAGUAGUCAUGAAGUGGGCCCAUCGUGUGAAACUGAUUAAUGGCUAUGGACCAACAGAGACAACUAUUUUCGCGGUCCUGAACAAUGUGACCCCAAGCACCGAUCCUGCUUGUAUUGGCUAUGGCAUUCCGUCCACAUUGACGUGGGUUGUUGACCCUGAAAAUCACAACCGGCUCUCUCCCCUGGGUGCGAUAGGAGAGCUGGCUUUGGAAGGUGCUGCUCUUGCAAGAGAGUACCUCAAAAGCCCGGAGAAAACGGCGGAUGCCUUUGUUAAUGAGCCAACAUGGAUCAGAGACUUCCCCAGCUCCCUACCUUCACCCAGGAGGAUAUACAAGACUGGUGAUUUGGUAAGAUACAAUUCAGACGGUUCUAUUGAAUACAUCAGCCGUAAGGACCACCAAGUCAAAAUCCACGGUCUCCGUAUGGAGCUCGGUGAAAUUGAGCACCGACUGUGCGAAGAUCGUCGUGUGCGUCACGCCGUUGUGAUUCUACCAAUAUCAGGGCUCAUUCAGAAACGCCUGGUCGCGGUGUUGUCUUUAGAAUCUCUGAACUCAGGGAACGGUCUUAAUUCUGAUGGGGCAUGCGAGCUUAUCAGUCAGGAUCAAAUGGAUGCUGCAUAUUCCGAACUUCAAGAGAUUCAGAAAAGCCUUGAGUCACAGUUACCCAUCUACAUGGUCCCUCAAACAUGGGCGGUGAUCAAAAAGCUUCCAAUGCUGGUCUCGGGAAAGCUAGACAGGAAAAAGAUAACAGCCUGGGUCGAGAAGAUUGACGAAUCCACAUAUGAUCGUAUAAUGCAGGAUUACGACAAUAUCAAACGAGGUAAUACGGAGCACAAGGAUGAAGAGGACAAUGACUCUUCCAUCAAUCUUCUUCGUGAUAUCUUCACCCAGGUGCUCAACAUCCCAUCCUCAAAGAUUGAUCCUAGCCGGUCGUUUGUUAGCCUUGGAGGUGAUAGCAUUACUGGAAUGGCUGUUAUUUCCAGAGCUCGUAAACACGGGCUCAACUUGACGCUACACAAUAUUCUCCAGAGCAAGUCGAUAACCGAGCUUGCUCUUACCUCCACUGUCAUAGUCCAGGCAGUCAAACACGAAGAGAAGUCUGGUGAAUUGUUCAAUCUUUCUCCGAUCCAGAGCUUGUUUAUGCAAACCACCGAUGAGUUCCAGGGCAAAGCUCGCUUCAACCAAAGCAUGACAGUUCGCCUUACAAAACGGACAAAACCAGAUACUGUGAAGAAUGCCAUCAAGGCGGUUAUUGACCGACACUCUAUGUUUAGGGCAAGAUUCAGCAAGUCCUCUGAUGGAAAUUGGAAACAGACGAUCACCAAGGAUAUUGAUUCAUCUUAUCGGUUGCGCACUCAUUCCAUCAACAAUGCAGGAGAAAUGUUGCCUGAGAUCGCGGAAAGUCAGCAGUGUCUGGAUAUCCAGAACGGGCCAAUAUUCGCCGCAGAUCUAUUUGAAGUUCGCGGUCAUGAGCAGGUUCUAUUCGUUGUAGCUAAUCACCUUUGCGUCGAUAUGGUGUCGUGGCGCAUAGUCCUACAGGACAUGCAGGAGUUCAUUGAAACCGGUACCCUGUCCUCUGAUAAGCCGCUGUCAUUCCAGGGCUGGUGCGACCUGCAAUUCGAGAACAGUAAACGAGAAAAUGGUGUCAUUAACCGACCUUUCUCUAUUGAGCCACCCAACUUAACUUACUGGGGCAUGACAAACUCACAAAAUCUCUAUGGUCAUGUCAAGAUGGAGUCGUUCACGCUGAACGAAGAAGCUACUGCUUUUCUCCUUGGCCGCUGUCAUGAAGCUCUUCGAACAGAGACUGUUGAGAUUCUACUCUCGGCUGUUAUUCAUUCCUUCAGUCGAGUGUUUACCGAUAGGAACGUCCCGAUGAUAUACAAUGAGGGCCAUGGUCGCGAAGCCUGGGAUGCUAGUAUUGAUCUCUCCAGAACAGUUGGCUGGUUCACAACAAUGUGUCCUCUGCAUAGGCUAGAUAUUAUUGAUACUCUGAAGCGAGUAAAGGAUACAAGACGCAAAAUUGCGAAUGACAGCCGAUCUUACUUUGCUCAGAGUCUCCUCCAUCCAACCGGAAGUGAUUCUAAAAGCUUCCCAGUCCCCCUAGAAGUUGUCUUCAACUACCUCGGUCAACUUCAACAGUUGGAACGCAAUGACUCCCUGUUCCAGCAUUAUGGCGGCGCAUUUGAUGCCGAAACUUUUGAAGUGACAGGAGACAUGGGACCUCAAACGCCGCGAUUUGCUCUCUUCGAGAUCUCCGCGAUCAUCAUCAAGGAUAGGCUCCAUGUUUCUUUCACAUACAACCGAAAUAUGCAGCAUAAAUCGCGCAUCCAGAACUGGGUCUCUGAGUGCCGAAAGGCCCUCGAAGAGGAGGUUCUGUCUCUCAAGGAUUAUUCGCCGGCGCCAACUCUUAGUGACUAUCCCUUACUCCCGACAACCUAUGCUGGACUGGAUGAUCUUGUCAAGAAAACUUUGCCUAGAGCGGGAGUUGAAAGCUGGAAUAGGGUUGAAGACAUCUAUCCAUGCUCUCCGGUACAAGAAGGUAUCCUGCUCAGUCAACUUCGCGAUCCGCAUGGGUACAUGUUCCACGGUAUUUUCGAAGUUCGUUCUCUCCAGGGCAAACGUAUCGAUUCAGCAUUAUUACGAAAGGCAUGGGCAAUGGUAGUCAACCGACACCCAGCCUUGCGUACGUUGUUCAUCGAUAGUAACUACAAGGGUGGGACGUUCGAUCAGCUGGUGAUCAAAGCAUCUGGCGAUGAUGUUCUCGAAUUCGAGUGCGACGAGUCGCUUGCAUUCGCUAAACUUGAUCAAGUCAAGCUUCAUGAUAUAAACGCCACCAGGCGGAUAAAGCUCCCACAGCAUUUGACCAUCUGCACCACAGCCUCUGAGAGGGUGCUCAUGAAGAUCGAGAUGAACCACGCGAUCGUCGAUGGUGGCUCAGUUGACGUUCUCUUCAGAGACCUAGCAUUGGCAUACAACAACCAGCUCCCUGCAGGAUCCGGGCCUCGCUACAGUGACUAUAUCAAGUACACCAGGAGCCAAGUGCAUGAUAAAGCGUUGAAGCACUGGAAACAAUACCUCGCCGGAGUUCGCCCCUGUCAUUUGUCGUUCUCUACUAAACCAAGCGGUGAUCGUCAGCUUGGCUCCCAUUUAAUGAGCUUCAACCGUUUCGGCGAAUUGCAAAAGUUCUGCGAACAUAAUUCUGUCACUCUUGCCAACCUAACGCUUUCUGCCUGGGCUGUUGUUCUUCGGAGCUUCACCGGCUCAGACGACAUCUGCUUUGGUUAUCCCUCCGCUGGUCGUGAUUCUCCGGUUCCUGGAAUCCACGAUGCUGUUGGUAUUUUCAUUAACAUGGUGUGCUGCAGAGUCAAGUUCAUCUCGGGUCAGACAUUACAGGAUGUCUCCAAGUUGGUGCAAAGUGAUUAUAUUGGAAACCUUCCUUACCAGAACUGCUCUUUGGCACAAAUCCAGCAUGAGCUUGGCCAACAAGGACAGUCACUUUUCAACACAACCCUGUCCAUCCAGAAUCGUUCCGCUCCUGAAGACUCCGGUGACAAGACCAUAUCAUUUGAGAUGCAAAGGGCAUACGACCCGACCGAGUAUCCUGUUACUGUGAAUGUUGAAACAACAAAGGGGCGUGAGGGUAUCAUGCUGAGAUACUGGACGGACACAGUGUCUGACAGUCAGGCGAAGGACUUGGCGGAUGCUAUUGCUAAAGUCUUUACGUGCUUCAUUGAGAGCCCGUCCAGACUUGUAUCGGAACUCAAGCUUGCUCCAAGCCAAGGCCCCUCAGUUACGAGUAACUCCGCUUUGGUGGACCUGGACGUACUCAACAGUGAUGCUCUACGAAAGUUGAUUGACAUCCGUGUCAAUGAGAUAAUCACCCGAAUGCUCAAGGAGGGAGCGCUAGCUAUACCUACAGUGCAUGAACUUCAUAUCAAAGCAUCGGAGGGUUCAUUCGCAACGAAACGGAUGCCUCGUGAAAGGGACCUUUCAGACUCUAUGCUGACUUUGACCAACUACAGCAGAGCAUCAACCGAUACCAGGGAAUCAACUGACCUUGAGAAACGGCUUUGGACACUGUGGAGUUCUGCACUGGGCCUGUCUCCCAACAUUGUCAACCGUAAAGGCAGUUUCUUCAAGCUGGGCGGUGAUAGUAUAACUGCUAUGAAGAUGGUUGGCGCCGCUAGAGAGGAAGGCCUCUCGUUGAGUGUAGCAGAUGUCUUCGGCAAUCCAGUGUUCGAGGAUAUGCUGGCCAUAGUUGUCGCUAAGGAUACCCCCAAAUUGUUUGAGACUCAUACAGAGAUCACUCAGCUCAGUGAGAAAGUCCCAGAGACACCGGUCGUCAUCACUAGGGCAGUUUCACCCGACGAAAUAUCCGUGCUGCGGCCUAUGCCGAUUGACGAUUCGUCUCUACAGUCCAGCAUCUGCUCCAAAAUUGGUGUCUUCAGAGGUGGCAUUGCCGACGUUCUCCCCGUUACCGACUUCCAGGCUAUGUCAAUCACCGCAAGUCUCUUCAAGUCCCGAUGGAUGUUAAACUACUUCUUCCUUGACGGUAAGGGCCCAUUGGACAUUAGAAGACUUAGAGAAAGUUUCUUGCGGGUAGUCGACGCUUUCGACAUCCUCCGGACGGUGUUUGUCUGCUUCCAUGGCCAGUUUUUCCAGGUCGUCUUGAGAAAGAUGCGGCCAGAAAUCGUCGUUCACGAGACGGAGAUGAGUCUGGACGAGUACACUGAGUCCCUACAACAGCGUGACCGAGAACAAGAACCCCGACAAGGUGAACAAUAUGUACAGUUCUAUGUCGUUAAAAAGAAAAACACCGACCACCAUCGUAUCCUGAUCAGAAUGUCGCACACUCAGUUCGAUGGCGUUUGCCUUCCACGAAUCAUGUCGGCCAUCAAAAUGGGUUACGAGGGAAGCCCUAUUCCCCCAACGUCCUCUUUCUCGAACUACAUGCGCAUGCUUCCUGGCAGUAUCACUCCAGAGCACUAUCAACAUUGGUCGACACUUCUACAAGGCUCCAAGAUGACCGAUAUCAUCAGAAGACAAACACCCAACAACUUCCAACACAUCGGCUCCUUCACUGCACAGAAGAAAGCCAUCGAGAUCUCAGCCACAGUCAUCGGCGACGUGACCCUCGCCACAGUCAUGCAAUCAGCCUGGGCCAUGACACUAGCCAAGCUCUCCGCACAAUCCGACGUGGUAUUCGGGCUCACAAUCAGCGGCCGAAACGCCACAAUCCCGGGUAUCGAAAGCACCGUCGGACCCUGUCUCAACAUGAUUCCAGUGAGAGUCAAGUUCGGAGACCGAUGGACGGGUCUCGACAUCUUCCGCUACCUCCAGGACCAACAAGUCGCCAAUAUGCCCUACGAGUCGCUCGGGUUCAGAGAAAUAAUCCGAAACUGCACGGACUGGCCCGAUUCCACAUUUUUCACCACCUCCGUCUUCCACCAGAACGUCGAAUACGAAGGCCACAUGCAACUCGACGACAACAUGUACCGCAUGGGCGGCGUCGGCGUCGUAGACAACUUCACCGACAUCACGGUAGUUUCCAAACCAACAGGCGACGGCAAGCUGGAUAUCACGCUCGCCUACUCCCAAAGAAGCGCAAUCACCACUCCCUCUGCCACAAAGAUCCUCGACAUGCUCUGCGAAACCGCCCACAGCCUAAUCACCAACCCCCAAAUCACCCUUCCCUCCCCAUCAACCCUCCGCUCCCUACCCUGCCAAGUCAUCGACGACCUCCCCAGACCAACAGAAGAGCACUUCCUCACCUCCAACCUCAACAGCAGAAGUAUCUCCGAGCUCCUCGUUCACUCAGACAUCCUCAACAAAACCUGGCAACACGUCCUCCCCAACAAAAACCCGGAGACGCCCCGGCCGCCCUUCCAGCUCAACUCAUCGUUCUUCGGCCUGGGCGGCGACAUUUUCAGCAUGGGUCAAUUGGUCUGGUGUCUCGAGCAGGAAGGUCUCCAGGUCAGGCUCGAGGAAUUGCUCGAGCAUCCUACUUUCUUGGGCCAUUUGGCUGUGCUAGCAUUGCAUAAUGCUAAACAGGAGAAUUUGGUGGAGAGGACCAGGACUGUUGAGAGUAGAGCUCGUGUUCCGUCUGUCUCGGUCAAGGGUAGAAAGAGUGCCAAUUGGAAUCCUCUUGGUAAGGCCGUUACCUUGGCCAGGAGGUUUACUACCAAAUGGAGUUCGAAGGCUUGA